This is a messenger RNA of Dermacentor silvarum, 2983 nucleotides long. Its product is annotated as cytochrome P450 302a1, mitochondrial-like. The record is from RefSeq and is a predicted model, not a curated record. NCBI's taxonomy places the organism in Eukaryota, Metazoa, Arthropoda, Arachnida, Ixodida, Ixodidae. The transcript has 11 exons. The coding region runs from base 522 to 2153 and encodes 543 amino acids. Gene Ontology annotation, molecular function: heme binding; oxidoreductase activity, acting on paired donors, with incorporation or reduction of molecular oxygen; iron ion binding.
UGUAUGUACCUACCGCUCCGCGAGCGAGUAACUUUCUUUCCCGAUCGCGCCGCCAACGGCUCGGUCGUCUCUCAACUGUCGUCAGUCGCAGCUCUCGCACGUGUGCGCUCGGGAGGGGUUUGCCCGAUUGUCGUCGUCCUCUCGGUGGCGUGCGCCGCCGUUGCCUAUUAGCGCUCCGCGCGAGAUUCUUCUUUUUUUUUUUCUUUCUGUUCAUUUAUUACUUUUUGCUUCCUCUUCUGCGGAUAGAUUCUUUUUCUUCUUAUUUGUGGCCAGUGAUCUCCGACGCCUGUGAACUCUUGUCACAGCGAGCACUACGAGUCCGGCGAAGAGGGUGCAAGAGGGUGCUCAACGCUUUCGUCUCGAAACAUCGACGAAGAUAUCGUGCAUUUCCAGCCUUCAGUGAUUGGAUAAUAUAUAGAUUUUUAAAUUCUGCGCUCCGACUGAGGAUCGGAAUGGAGGGGGUGCUUGUCUAGCUUCAAUUGCCGGUGUGUGAGACAGGCCGCCUAGCGACCAUCCCUGAGAUGAGAUGCCUACCAAGAAGCCUGCUAUGCGCGGUGCAUCGGACUGGGUUCCGGGAGAACAGCUCGUUAGCAGCUGCGGCGACCGAGAAGCAGCGUCCUGUGGAACACGAUGUGUGCCCCGUACACGGCGACAAGCUACAGCAGUUGCAAGGCAUCAGAAGCCGACCAGUAGGCGCGGCCAGCGACACCGCAAGACCGUUCCACGAAAUUCCUGGCCCUAAACCACUGCCGCUGGUCGGAAACAUCUGGAGAUACCUGCCACUUAUAGGCGAUAUGGACCUGACGCGGAUGCACCGGAACGCCCAGAAGCUGCUCGACCGGUACGGGCCUCUGGUGCGAGAGGUGGUCGUGGGCGACCGCGUCGUCGUGCACGUGUUCGACCCGCGGGACAUGGAGCACGUGUUCCGCCACGAAGGACGCUACCCGGCGAGGCUGUCGCACCGGGCGCUGCUCAAGUACCGUCGCGAGCGGCCCCACAUGUACAGCAGCGGAGGACUGUUUCCUUCGAAUGGUGAAGAGUGGUUCAGGCUGCGGCACAUGUUCCAGAAGCCGCUCAUGCAACAGGGUGCCAUGUCUGCCUACAUCGACGUCUUGCAAGAUGUCACCCUGGACGUCGCCAACCUGGUACGGCAAACGCGGGACAGCAGAACGCUCGAAGUUGAGGACUUCCUCAAGGAGCUCUACCAGUGGGCCCUGGAAUGCACGGGAGUGCUGGCACUGAACACAAGGCUGGGCUGCCUUCAGCGAGGUUUAAGCAGCGACUCGGAGCAACAGCGGCUAGUGGAGGCCGCCUCGGAGACGCACCGCAUCAUCAUGGUGACGGAGAACGGGCUGCCUUUCUGGAAGGUGUGGAACACUCCCGCCUACCGGAAGCUGGUCCAAUCGCAGGACUUCAUGGCCAGUAUAGUCAGCAAGUACCUGGAGAGGACCAAAGUGACGGAGGAGAAUCACGAAACCGGAAGGGAGCUCACCGUGCUCGAAAAGUUCCUGUCUAUGCCUGGAGUCGACAUAAAGGAUGUAUUCGCCAUGGUACUCGACAUGUUCCUAGCCGGCAUCGACACGACAGCGUACUCGACCACUUUCAUCCUCUACUACCUGGCAACGAACCGGCGGUGUCAGGACAAGCUGGCUCUGGAGCUGGGAUCCCUGCUUCCAACCAAAGACUCCAAGCUCACCAUGGAACAGCUUCAGGAGGCGGUGUACCUCAGAGCCUGCAUUAAGGAAAGUCUAAGAUUAAGCCCCAUCGCAAUAGGUGUCGGCCGGGUCCUUCCAGAAGACAUCGUGCUCUCGGGAUACAACAUUCCAGCAGGGACUGUGCUCAUCAUGCACAACCAAGUGGCCUGCCGCCAGGAGAGCAACUACCCGGAGCCCGACGCGUACCGGCCCGAGCGAUGGCUCAAGGAGCGCAGCGAGGGAGGCCGGGCGCACCCGUUCACUCUGCUACCGUUCGGCUACGGACCACGGAUGUGCAUCGGCAAGCGCUUCGCCGAGACCGUCAUGUGCCUGCUCGUGGCCAGGAUCGUUCGCAACUUCGUCUUGGAGUACAAACACGAGGAUAUCGACUGCUUCACGCGGCUCAUCAAUGUGCCAGACAAGCCGCUUAGAAUGACCUUCAUCGACAGGAAUUCAUGAGCCCCGAGCGUGUCAAAGACGAGCGGGCCUUUUAAGAUCCUCUCAACGCUUCCCAAUGAGGAAAAAUUUUCGUCCUGUGCGCUGCCUGACGAUGGAAGAAAGUCCAGCCAGUGCGCAUUCGUCGACUAACCGCCUUCGACGAGGAUGAAAUAAUGGAAGCCCACACUGACAAUGCCGUCCGAGGUUGCAUCCAUUCCGUGUGAAACUCAACGAUCGGGGCAGUGCCGCAGUACAGAGAAGACUGUGAAUGCGUUUUCAUACUUGAGAGUCACAGGUGUGCCCACAGCCACCAGCGAGCGAUUAUCGUUUACGCUCACAUCGUUGAAAAUUGUUUGAGACUAGUGAGUCAUCGGGACUCCCCAAAUCGCCCAUAUCAGUGGUUCAGCGGCAAUGCUAGUCUCUGCUGCAGGGCAUGAGGUCGCGGGUUCGAAUACCAUGUGCUGGCGAAGGAGAAUGGCGCUGAACAGUUUACAGUGUCUUAUUAGCCUUAAGUAUACCUAUGGAAGCCACCACUGCAAGUUGGGAUGUAUUGGCGCAUUGGGAUACAAAACUACACGUUAUACACAGCACGAAAUUGCCAUUCGGCAAUCUUACGUAUAACUGAAAGGUACGUUGCAGCUGAAGUAGCCAUACGGAUGUUAUAGACUGUGCAAACUCUGGGACUCGUAAGUGUGGACGUGCCCGACAAAUUUUGCGCCCACCGUUUCAAGACCAAGCACUCGAUUCCGGUGAUGUGUUGUGACAGUCCAGUUGCGUGCACUACAAAGUGUUGUUUGUUUUAGCCUAUGUAUUCAAACUAACGCACAUCAAAUAGAAGGAAAUAAGCUGUU